This is a messenger RNA of Colletotrichum orchidophilum, 3546 nucleotides long. RefSeq lists its product as uncharacterized. Gene Ontology annotation, biological process: mitotic cell cycle. NCBI's taxonomy places the organism in Eukaryota, Fungi, Ascomycota, Sordariomycetes, Glomerellales, Glomerellaceae. The record is from RefSeq and is a predicted model, not a curated record. Bases 1 to 3546 code for a protein of 1181 amino acids. The transcript is spliced from 2 exons.
AUGAUGGAGCCUCAAUCGCCCCCUAAGCGUAUCACGCGCUCCAGAGCUGCAAAGACUGCCGAUACUACGACGAACGCUAGAGCUACCAAGAUCGUGACCGCUGCGGCCAAGGCCAAAGCCAGUGUCUCUGCACCGACGCAAUCGACCUCAGCAAAGAGAAAGACCCGAGCCGACGAUGUUGAGGAGGAAGAACACAGCGAAGAACCACAACAAUCAGAGUCCGCACCUCGUACCACAAGAGCUGCAAGAGGCCGCCCCAAGAAGACAGAGGCGCCCGCGGCACCGGCACCGGCACCGGCUUCAUCUAUAUCAAGUGGUGUUCCUGGCCGGGCAACCCGUGCACGAGCUGCUGCCCGCCAGGUUUCCGGCACACUGCCUCCAGUUACCAAAGAUGAGCCAGCAAAGCCCACCCGUGGCCGGCCCAGAAAGGUGGUAGCCGAAGAAGCUACUACGAAGGAAGCGGAGCCGGUCAAGAAGACGACGCGUACACGCGCAGCACCAGUCACAGCAGCAAAGCCCGCCGUCAAGAAGACGGUAACAUUCCAAGAACCCGAGAAGGAAAACAUCGCUCCUGACGCAAGCAAGAAGACGGCCGAGAAGCCCACAGCCACCACUGGUCUCAAGGCCAGACCCAUGCGAAAGCCCCCCGUCCCCAAGGCACCUCGAUCUACCAAGGCUGCCACCGCCUCCUCGACCACGAAGACAGAGAAGACUCCUCUGAGCCCUAAGAAGGUUACUCAGGUUCCCAUGCCUCGCGACUGCUCCGAUGAUGAGCUGGCUGGUCCGGAUACUCCCCCGCGGCCCAUGAUGAAGAGCCCGACAAAGCCGCCCACUGGUGCCCUCGGGUCAUCCAAGAAGCUCAACCUUCUACCCGCCGACAAGACCUCCGACUCAGAGCAAUUUCAUGACGACGAAAACUCCACCCAGCCUACGACGCAAGAGGAUGAGGUCACAAAUGCUCUGGCCUCGCCUGCCAAGAGACUGCCCAACUCGCCUUACCGGGACUCGAUGAAGUCUCCAGCGAAGCGCGCCGAUGGAGUGUCUCUGAAGCCUGCGGCAUCUAUGCAGCCGAGUGGCGAGAGUGAUAUCGCAUCGUCCUUCAAGUCGUCUCUGCUUCAGUCGCCUGCCAAGCGUCCCCAGUCCGCCAUUAAGCCCUUUGCUCUGCCCUCGACCAACGAGGGUGAGAAGAAGGUUUCCAACUUCAAGGCCUCUCUGCUUCAGUCACCAGCUAAACGACCAUUGUCACCCAUCAAGGGUAUGGUAGCUGCAAAGCCCAUGGAGCGACUAGAGGAGAUGCGAUCUCCCGCCACAAAGCCUCUGUUGCUGUCGACGCCCACCGCUCUGCGCCCUGUCAAGCGAUCUUCCGAGAAACUCAUGGCCGAAGAAUCGGAUGGCCAUGCUGAGGAGGAAGAUGACGAGUUGGAUGAGGUCGCAGAGGCCAUGCUCAACGAGUCCAUCCGUUUGGAGGAGCCAAUGCAGUUCCCUGGCCGCCUCUCAGCUGUCCUGCCGAGACAUGCCGACCCAGUUCUUAAGAAGAACAUGCCUGUUCUUGAGGCCCCCCCAACUGAAGAGCCAAAGCUGGCUGAAGAGGCCGACCAUAUUCAACAGUUGGAUAAGCCCGCAGAGAAUGAUGUCUUCGUUGACGAAGCUAAUGAGAAUGGCUCGAGUUCGGACGGAGAGCCUAUGAUGGUCGACGACGAACCCUACUUCCAGCCUCAAGCUGCAGAGAGUCUGCAGGCCGAGGUCGCACCUCAGCUCACUCUAAAUGCGCCUAUCGGCAUUUUUGGCCUUCGACAAAAGGAUAUGGACCCUUACAGCAACAUGGAGUCCGACUCCGACGAUGAACUCGCCAACAGCCCCAGAGUCUCGUCAGCCCACAACUUGGUCCCGGCCACCCCGACCCCCGCCAACUCUCGACGAAGCAUCGUCAAGUCUAGGGUUUCAAGUGUUGGCUUCACUCCCUUGGCAAACCAGCUCAACGCUUGGUCUGCUGCUAGCCCUUCAAAGACACCCAGACGACCUGUCACCCCUGGACGCUCGCUUGCCCAGGCACCCGAGGGUCUCAUCUCAGGUGCUGCCACCCCCCGCACAGAGGUAUCUCCCCUCCGAAGUACCUAUUUCGAAGAUGAGAUGACGGUCCGCGCCGACAUGGAUGCCCAGAAUGAAAUCGAGGCUGCCAUUGAGGCCGAGAUUUCCGCCGCUGCUGAAGAUCCCGAGUUUGACGACCUCAUGGUCACCGAAGAAGAUAUGGCCUUGGCGGCUGAGGCCAAUGAGAUGUCUCUGAUGGAACCUGAGGAGCUUGAGGAGAUUGUCAACACUUCCAACAGCUUUGAUGAUACUCUAUCAGAGGCAAGCCAAGAAUACGGCGACGAGAACGACAUGCCCGUUGACCCUGCUAUGUUCGGUGGUGAUGCGUUUGUUCCGCCGGUGACUCCCAACCGUGUUCUGGCGCGGGAGUUCUCCACCGUUUCCAAGGUUCCUCUCAAGCCUGCAGACGAGUCAACUCCUCGUCCCAAGAAGAAGCGUGCGGCUAGCAUUUCCCGACUACCAGUCAGCCGUCCAAGCCUGAACAGGAGUGCUACUGUCAUCUCCUACUCGCCCGGCAAGAGCCAGAAGAAUGAGGAAGAGCAAGAGGGGCAGAACGAUGACGACUUUGGCUCAGCUCCCGUCACUCCGGCCAAGUCUGAUGUCUGGUCGACUCUCGGAACACCGGCGCGCACUCCACGCCGAGACCUCAACCCGGGUCUCCUCCGCGGAGCUGUCGUUUUCGUGGAUGUGCACACGACUGAGGGUGCGGACGCUAGUGGCAUUUUCGUCGAGCUUCUCGGCCAGAUGGCAGCCCGAUGCGUCAAGACCUGGACCUGGAACCCAAGUGCCACGGGCAACUCGGAUGCCUCAAAGAUUGGCAUUACUCACGUUGUCUUCAAGGAUGGUGGCAAGCGCACAAUGGAGAAGGUCAGAGAGUCAAACGGUGUCGUGCAAUGUGUCGGUGUGAGCUGGGUUCUUGAUUGUGAGCGGGAGAACGAGUGGCUCGACGAGGCACCCUACUACAUCGACACCUCCAUGGUUCCCCGAGGAGGCGCGCGCCGUCGCAAGAGCAUGGAGCCCACAGCGCUCGCGAACCAGAAUGGCAUGCUUGUUCCCACACCCGUCAAGGCUGGUCGCGAUGCCAAGACUGCGCCCAACACGCCCAUGAACCGACGUGAUAGCACGGUGUGGAUGCAUACCCCUUCGGAUGAGGCCGAGGACGACGAGGAUGACUGGCAGGGCCUGAUCUCUCCCGUUCCCGUCACACCUGCGCCUGAGGCUCUUGCUCGCUAUGCUGCAGAGACGCCUUCCGGGAUGACCGACUACGACUCUUCCCCUACCAAGACUCUGCUCAUGCAGACCUGUCCUCCUAAGCAAAAUACCUUUGCCCAGAUGGGCGAGGGCAUCCUCAACAGAGAUAAGGACGAGGGUGUGAUGCAGCGCCUGAUGGCGGCUCGCAGGAAGAGCUUGCAGUUUGCUCCCAAAAUUGGGAGCCCGUUGGCCAAGGCCUGGCGCUAG